AUGCAAAUGGCAACAUCUUCUGCCGCUUAUCUUUUACCAGGAUCAUCAUCUGCUAUAGGAUCGAAAUCAACACAUCUUAAACAAUCGUUACCACCAUCACCACUAUCAGCACAAACAGGGCCGACAACAUUUCAUUCUGUUCACAAUGUUGCUCAUCAACAACUUCAACAACAUUCGCUUCAUCGACCUUCUAUUCCAUCACAUUCUCAACAACAUUUUUCGAGAACAACAUCCAACAAUGAUACAUUUCAUUCAUUAACAGUCACUAAUACUAAUAAUGGUGCUUCAUUGUUGACAACAACAACAAAUAAUAAUAAUAAUAAUAAUAAUAAUAAUAAUAAUAACCCAUCAUCACUUUUGACAACUAAUAUCAGUGACGAUAAUGGUGGUGGUAGUGGUUCUGGCGGACAUAGUCUUUCACAAAGUAUGGAAUCAAUUAAUAAUAUUGGUUUUACAGAUGAUGAGGUUCGAACUUUGUUCGUAUCUGGCUUACCAAUGGAUGCUAAACCGCGAGAGCUCUAUCUUCUAUUUAGAGGAUUCAAGGGUUAUGAAGGAAGUCUACUAAAAGUAACAAAUAAAAAUGGUAAAAAUUUAUCACCUGUUGGUUUUGUUACAUUUGCCAAUCGUGUUGAUGCAGAAACAGCUAAACAAGAACUUACAGGAGUUCGAUUUGAUCCUGAUCUUCCAGCAACUCUUCGUCUUGAAUUUGCUAAAUCGAAUACUAAAGUUCAAAAACCUAAACAUCCAACUCAAAAUUCAUUAUCAGCUCAAACACAACAAUAUAUACAAAUUCCACAAGAACUAGGCGCCGCUUUCUUUCCUACUGAAGCUUGGGGUCAACCAUUAACAUUCGAUUUAGGACCAGCUGGUCUACAUCAUCCUGCACUGUUACAUACUACUCUUCAUGGACCACCAAUGGGUAUGGGUCAUCCAAUGCAAGCAACAGCAGGUAUGACACAAUUACAACAAUCAAAUCAAUCUAUAAAUCUUGCAACAGCUAAUGGACAAUUGAAUGGUGGUUGUUCAACAUUAUUUUUAACUGGAUUUCCUGAACAUGAUUUUAAAAAUAUGUCAUUUGCUUUGCCGGGCAAAGCUCUUUGA
Messenger RNA from Adineta steineri, 1101 nucleotides. The record is from the annotation of a GenBank genome assembly. NCBI's taxonomy places the organism in Eukaryota, Metazoa, Rotifera, Eurotatoria, Adinetida, Adinetidae.